AUUAUGAAUAAACCCGGAAAUUGGGUUUCUAUCAUCUUUGACAGGGCUGUUCAUGGCGUCAAGGGCGACUGCAACUUCUUGCAGAAUCCGAAUGGUAGACGUGGCAGCCAUGGCGAUGAAGUUCGUUGCAGGGCCGGCUCUAAUGGCACUCUCUUCUGUCGUUGUAGGAUUGAGAGGCACGGUUCUUCGAGUUGCCAUUGUUCAGGCUGCUCUGCCUCAAGGGAUAGUUCCAUUUGUGUUUGCUAAAGAGUACAAUGUUCAUCCUGAUGUUUUGAGCACAUCGGUUAUACUUGGGAUGCUCAUUGGGUUGCCAAUAUCUCUUGCCUAUUACUCAUUGCUUGCACUCUGAAAAGCUGAAGAUCAACCCUCUCAACUGUUGAUGUAUGAAUUUGCUUUAGUUAAUAUAUAUGUUAUCUUUUCCAUGCAUCCCUCUGAUAUGCUUUGAUAGGCAUUGUAAUUGUGGUAUUGACAAUCUCUCAUAAAUAACAACAUAUUGACUAGGAUAAGUGUUGAAUUAAACUCAUGGAUCAUGUGAUUAUGUCAUUGUCAACAAAAGUCACUGUUGUCCUAUUUGUUGGACGUUUGAUCUAGCAAAAACUUAUCAUCUCGGCACUUUUUUUUGUCUCGUACUCAGAAAUUACUCGCAACAUAAUUCUUUGUAGGUUUACCAUUUAUGAUCUCGUCCAUAAAAUAUCUUCAUCAUCACUUACUUGAUUACACAUCCUCCCAUGUAACUUGCUCGGGAUCUAGAAACAAUAUUCUUCUGGUGUUCAUGUUAACCUAGCAUCAAAAUAGUGAUCCCCCAAGAGGGGGACUACCAUAAGAGUAUAAUGUGAGAUGGAGUGUGGAGUAGUUUUUAGAAUCAUCAACAAUAAAUCAAAUAAAAUAGAUCGAUGAUUAUCGAUUUGAAGAACAUUUUUUUAUCGAUCGCCACGUACAAUGAAAAUGUAUGUCUUUA
Messenger RNA from Linum trigynum, 958 nucleotides. NCBI's taxonomy places the organism in Eukaryota, Viridiplantae, Streptophyta, Magnoliopsida, Malpighiales, Linaceae. The record is from the annotation of a GenBank genome assembly.